AUGAGCUCGUCAGACGAUGACGUGCCCCUUGUUGGGAAAAGAAACACAAAUGGUGCUUCUAAUGCCUCGUAUCCCUCCGAAGAGCUAGUCUCCAAAACGACCGAUCCUUCGUCGGCAAGCACCCCUAUAAGCAACGGCACACCGAAGCCAGGAGUCUCAAUUCGAUAUGGCCCUAUUGACGGAGACGUCGAAAUGCCGGAUGCUGACGUGAAUGGUGUGGCGAAAUCCAAGAGAAAGUCGAGAGCUCGUGCUACAAAUAAGUCAUAUGCAGAAGUGGGAAGCAGCGAAGAAGAUGAUAAACCACUGAGCAAACGUCGCCGUACCAAUACCAAAGGACGAGUGGAUUCGGAUUCUGACGAUACACCUCUUGUAUCAAAGUCUGGAAGGGCCAAAAAGCUUCCUGCACUGACUGAAGCUGAAGAAAAAGGCUUUGUCACUAAGAAAGAGGAGAUAGAACAUCUUGCAGAAGAGGAAGCAAAGGCCAUCAGAAAACAUGAGCGCGACGAUGCCGUCAAGAAGAAGUCUCUGGGCGCAAAAGCGAAGUCGACUAUGAAUGGUAAAAAAGUGAAUGGCGUGAAAAAGGCUGAAUCUAGCGAUGAAGACAUUCCCUUACGUCGAAAGGCCCCUGCGAAAAAAGCGACCAAAGCCGCUAAAUCAGAGACACCAAAGGGUAAAGGGAGGGGUAAAGUGAAGAAAGAAGCAACCGAAGAGGUAGAAGCUGAAGAUGAAGAUGAAGAGGAGUAUCGCUGGUGGGAAGACCCCACAAAGGGGGACGGCACGAUCAAGUGGACCACUCUGGAACAUAAUGGCGUUGUAUUCCCACCCCCCUAUGAACCACUCCCCCAAAACAUUAAAAUGAAAUAUGAUGGUGUCCCUAUCACCCUAGCACCAGAUGCAGAAGAAGUCGCCGGAUUCUUCGGCAGUAUGCUGAACUCUACACAUAACGUUGAAAACCCUACUUUUCAGAAGAACUUCUUCGAAGACUUUACAGCCAUUAUCAAGAAAACUGGAGGCGCCAAAGAUUCUAAGGGUAAAUCGGUAUCUGUCAAAGACUUCAAAAAAUGUGAUUUUAAGCCGAUCUUCGAUUAUUAUGACAUGAAGCGUAUCGAAAAGAAAGCUCUUCCCGCCGCGGAAAAGAAAGUUUUGAAAGCAGAAAAAGACGCAGCUGAAGCUCCUUAUAUGUAUUGUACGUGGGAUGGCCGAAAACAAAAAGUUGGAAAUUUCCGGGUUGAACCUCCUGCACUCUUCCGUGGCCGUGGGGAACACCCUAAAACAGGUCGUGUUAAAACGCGAGUUCUGCCGGAGCAGAUCACCAUUAACAUUGGAAAAGAAGCUCGAGUACCGCCGCCUCCUCCUGGUCAUAAGUGGAAAGAUGUAAAGCAUGACCAAGAAGGAACAUGGCUAGCGAUGUGGCAAGAAAAUGUCAACGGAAACUAUAAAUACAUCAUGCUUGCUGCGAAUUCGGAUAUUAAGGGCCAAAGUGACUACAAAAAAUUUGAGAAGGCGCGUGAGCUAAAGAAACAUAUCGAUCGCAUCCGCAAAGAUUACCGGACAGGUCUUAAAGAUGAACUCAUGGCAAACCGUCAGCGAGCUACGGCUGUGUACCUCAUUGACCAGUUUGCUCUUAGAGCUGGUAACGAGAAGGGUGAAGAUGAAGCCGACACAGUAGGUUGCUGCUCGCUAAAAUACGAACACGUCACAUUGAAACCACCCAACAAAGUUAUAUUUGACUUCUUGGGUAAAGACAGCAUUCGAUUUUACGAUGAGGUGGAAGUCGAUCCCCAAGUUUUCAAGAAUCUUAAGAUAUUUAAAAAAGAACCCAAAAAGGAAGGUGACGAGAUUUUCGAUCGACUUACAACGACCGCUUUAAAUAAACACCUUUCGAGCUACAUGGCUGGUCUUACAGCAAAAGUCUUCCGUACAUACAAUGCGUCUUAUACUAUGUCCACGCUAUUGAAGCAGAUGGAAGCCACAGGUACUGUUCAUGAAAAGGUUAAGCAGUACAACGACGCAAACCGUAGAGUUGCUAUUCUUUGCAACCAUAAACGCACGGUGACUGCCAGCCACGCUAAUCAGAUGGAGAAAAUGGGUGACCGGAUCAAAGGUCUUCGCUAUCAAAAAUGGCGAAUCAAGCAAAUGAUGAUUGACCUUGACUCAAACAUUAAAAAUGAGAAAGGAGCAGCCUUUUUUGAAUUAGAUGAGGAUCUUGAUGAAGAAUGGCUUAAACAACAUCAAGCUUUCCUUGUCGAAGAGCAACGUCAGAAGAUCCAGAAGAAAUUCGAUAAAGAAAAUGAAAAGCUGCGGGCCGAGGGUGAAAAGGAGAUGAAGGCCAAAGAGCUUGAAGAGCGCCUGCAAGCCGCGAAGGAACUUGAAGCAAAAUUUAAAAAGGAAAACAAGUCGAAGAAGGUGGAGGCCGAAGGUAAGGGGAUUACCAUCGAUAGGCUCGAAAGCAACCUCGUCAAACUUGACCAGCGCAUCGAGACAAUGUCGCUACAGGCUCAGGACAAAGAGGAAAACAAAGAAGUUGCUCUCGGGACGUCCAAGAUUAAUUAUAUUGAUCCUCGACUUACGGUGGUAUUUACGAAAAAAUUUAAUGUUCCUAUCGAGAAAUUCUUUUCGAAGACUUUGCGAGAGAAAUUCGAUUGGGCCAUCAAGUCCGUUGAUGAACACUGGGAAUUCUAA
Ophidiomyces ophidiicola is the source of this 2682-nucleotide messenger RNA. It is a transcript of the gene TOP1, whose product is annotated as DNA topoisomerase 1. Gene Ontology annotation, cellular component: chromosome; nucleolus. The record is from RefSeq and is a predicted model, not a curated record. Gene Ontology annotation, biological process: chromosome segregation; DNA topological change; DNA replication. Gene Ontology annotation, molecular function: DNA topoisomerase type I (single strand cut, ATP-independent) activity; DNA binding. Lineage: Eukaryota; Fungi; Ascomycota; Eurotiomycetes; Onygenales; Onygenaceae. The coding region runs from base 1 to 2682 and encodes 893 amino acids. The transcript has 7 exons.